UACACCCGGAAGACGGUGGGGUGGAAGCGUAUUCGGACUUCGGAGACCGAUACAUGCGAAGGAUUCCGAACCCGAUUUUUAGUGGGGGCCGUAUUUGGUGUACAUAUAUCGACGCAGACCCGCGACCCGUUAAGCCUAUCUCAUCGAUCUCAGAUCGGGAAAGGGGAAUAAGCGGAGGGCAAAUUCCGGCGCCGUCGAUGGACUCUCCGGCGACGAAUCAAUCCGUGGAAGACAAAGCUCCAGCAAUUGAUCCUUCGGAAAGGCAUCCCUUGGAGGAAGACAAAGCUUCGGUGAUGGAUCUUUCGGGCAAAGGUAAGGCCUUGGUGGUAGAUCCUUCGGACCUAGGAGUAUGUAGAACCGAAGUGAAAAUCCCGGCGUCUGCGGUGAAUCCCUCUGGCGAAGGCAAGGCGCCGAUGGAGAAGAAGAAGAAGAAGAAGACGAAGACGAAGAUGGCGCGAUUUACCCAAGCGCAGAUCAACAACUGCAUGGCUUUCAAGGAAGAGAUGCCCGACUUCGACAACAUGCCGAGUAUCAUCGAGAUCCUCGGCGACGACCUUGCCAAAUGUUCGCAGGAAUACAUUGAUGAGCUGAAGGCGAUCGACGACAGCCGAGAGGAGGAUAAGAAAUUCUGGAUAGAGAUGAACCGCCAAAUCCGCGAGGAACGGGAGGGCAUCCUCAACCAGUACUACACCAAAGGCUACGCCGAGUACGAGGUCGACGACGACGAAGACGAAGACGAAGGCAAUAAAGGUCAUGCUCGAGUUGCUGCUACCUCCGGCAGGAGAAGGUUCCGUCACGGGGUCGCCCUGAAGAAGAACCAAUCAGGAGGAGGAAGCAUUAGAAAGAUAUGAUGAAUAAAUAUCAGUGUAGGCAUCGAUCCAACUUAGUGAACUGAAUAAUCAUCAGUGUUGUUGGCAUCGAUCCAGCUUAGUUAGUGUGGGGGAUUUUACUUACCUUUUAUUUAUCAAUACAAUAAUGUACUGUGGGUUGACUAUGAUUUGCCAAUUUUCGUACUAUGCUUUGAUUUUAACCUCUAGUAUGGUUUCACCCUGUUCAGCAUUGAUCCA
This is a messenger RNA of Oryza sativa Japonica Group (Japanese rice), 1067 nucleotides long. RefSeq lists its product as uncharacterized. NCBI's taxonomy places the organism in Eukaryota, Viridiplantae, Streptophyta, Magnoliopsida, Poales, Poaceae. The record is from RefSeq and is a predicted model, not a curated record.